Molecule: messenger RNA, 1674 nt
Organism: Saccharomyces mikatae IFO 1815
Lineage: Eukaryota; Fungi; Ascomycota; Saccharomycetes; Saccharomycetales; Saccharomycetaceae
Gene: VPS30
Product: beclin 1
Exons: 1
Coding region: 1-1674 (557 amino acids)
Biological process (GO): late endosome to vacuole transport; autophagy; cellular response to nitrogen starvation
Cellular component (GO): phagophore assembly site; phosphatidylinositol 3-kinase complex, class III, type II; phosphatidylinositol 3-kinase complex, class III, type I
Source: RefSeq, a predicted model, not a curated record
AUGAAGUGCCAGACCUGUCACCUACCACUGCAACUAGACCCAUCUUUAGAAGGUCUAAGUUUAACCCAACGAAAUUUACUGUUAUCAAAUAAGUCAAUUACCACCGCAACAAAUGAAAAUAUCACUUCCAACAAAGACCCUGAAGAUACUAGCACUUGUGCACUCCAGGUGCCGAAGGAAAGACUAAAGCGUCUAGGGGAGAUUCAAAAUAUAAGAGAUUUGAAUUUAGUAGAUGACAAACUGACUACUGAUUCGUUUGUUUUUCUAAACCAUGAUGACAGUGAUGAUGCUAGCCUGGCACGCAAUAGCAGGAAUGAUCAAGGUUAUGGUAAGGAGAAUGGCGAUAGCAACAGCAAAGUUAGUAGUGAUACUUCUGAUCGAAACAGCACCUUUCGAGAUCACGAGGAAGAGGAACAAGAAAUCAUAGAGGAGCACGAAAACCAAGAGAUACAAUUGAAUCCUAAGACCCUGUCCACCCAAGUUAACGCAAUGACCAAUAUAUUCAACAUUCUUUCAUCUCAAACAAAUAUAGACUAUCCAAUUUGUCAGGAUUGUUGUAAUCUCUUGAUAAACAGGCUUAAAAGUGAGUAUGAUGAUGCGAUUAAAGAAAGGGAUACUUAUGCUCAAUUCCUGUCCAAAUUAGAAAGCCAAAAUAAGGAAGUAUCAGAAGAUGUUAAUCCGAGGCAGUAUUCUAGCAAUCUACAAGAAAAUGAGAGCUUAAAAAAAGAGGAGGGAAGACUUUUAGAGCAAUUAUUGCAUUUGGAAAUGACAGAUAAUGAUUUAGAAAAUGAACUAAAUCGUUUACAGCAACGAAAAGUUCAACUGGAAAAUGAGAAGCUUAAAAAAUUGAGUGAUCUGAAUUUAACAGAUCUGAAUAACAUACAGUUCAAUAAAAACUUACAAUCAUUAAAGUUGCAAUACGAAUUGUCCUUAAACCAAUUAGAUAAAUUGAGGAAGAUUAACAUUUUCAACGCUACUUUCAAAAUCUCACACAGCGGUCCCUUUGCCACUAUAAACGGAUUGAGGUUGGGUAGCAUACCAGAAACAGUAGUACCUUGGAAGGAAAUCAAUGCAGCACUGGGUCAAUUAAUUCUUUUGCUAGCUACCAUAAAUAAGAAUUUGAGGAUAAACUUGGAAGACUAUAAAUUACAGCCAAUGGGCUCAUUUUCUAAAAUAAAAAAAAGAGUAGUUAGCAGCCUUGAGAACACUAAUUCUACUACGAAUACACCUGAUGAUUGGUUGAUUCUACCUGUUUACAAUGAUGAGAGUUUUAGUUUGGGAAAGAUUUUCCACAAGGAGACCAAGUUUGAUAAAUCAUUAGAAACAACACUAGAAAUAAUAAUACAAAUUACUCAACAACUUUCUACAAUAGCGUCGGCGUCAUCGUCACGAAUACUCGCAGCGAAUGAGGAUGAAUCUUCAAUGAAUAAUAACGAUGACACCGAAAAUUAUACUUCCGACCUUGAACUACCAUACAUCAUGAAUAAAGAUAAGAUCAAUGGAUUAUCCGUUAAGUUGCAUGGUAGUAGUCCAAACCUUGAAUGGACAACGGCUAUGAAGUUUUUAUUAACAAAUGUUAAGUGGCUUUUGGCGUUUUCUUCUAACUUAUUGUCCAAGUCCAUCACUCUAUGCCGUGCAAACAAUGAUAAUGAUAAGAAUGUCAUUAAUAACUAA